AUGUCGGUGAGUGGAAGACAUCCAACAUGUAACUUCCUUCUGGAGCUUGAGAAAGACCAGGAGGAAUGUCUUGUGAAGCUGAGGGAACAAGAAUCUUCAAAUGCCUCCAAAGGAUGCAAAGCUAUCUGGGAUAACAUAGCAUGUUGGGGCCGUGCAGAGGUUGGAGAGACAGUAUCUAGAGAAUGCCCCAGAGUGCUCAAGACAUUCUUUGGCAGAAAUGGAAACAUAAGUAAGAACUGUACAGAGGACGGAUGGUCUGAAGUUUUCCCCCAAAUAACCCGUGUGUGUGGGGCAGAGGAAAAGCAUGAUAAGGUAACCAGGCUGGUCUUCUUUAUGGUGGUGAAGACUCUGUACACCCUGGGCCACAGUUUGUCUUUGAUCGCCCUCACAACCGGGAGCGCCAUCCUCUGUGUAUUCAGAAAACUCCACUGCACGAGGAACUACAUUCACCUCAACCUGUUCUUUUCCUUCAUCCUGAGGGCGGUGGCGGUCCUUGUGAAGGACGACAUCCUCUUCUCUCGCAGCAAUCAGUGUUCUGAGCUGCCUUCACUGAUUGGAUGCAAGGCGAGCCUGGUGAUUUUUCACUACUUUAUCAUGGCCAACUUCUUCUGGUUGCUGGUUGAGGGCCUCUACCUCCAUAUGCUGCUGAUUGUCAUCUUCUCUGAAAAUAGGCACUUCAUCGUUUAUCUUCUCAUUGGCUGGGGAAUCCCAACAGUGUUUGUUUCUGCAUGGGCUAUUGCAAGGGUUUAUUAUGAGGAUACUGGCUGCUGGGAACAGAAUGAUAACCCAAUCCCAAUGUGGGUGAUCAAUGUGCCCAUAGGAAUCUCCAUCAUGGUGAACUUCCUCCUGUUCAUCAGUAUUAUAAGAAUCCUGGUUCAGAAACUGAGGUGUCCUGAUGUGGGUGGCAAUGACCAGUCACAAUACAGGAGGUUGGCCAAAUCCACUCUCCUGUUGAUCCCUCUGUUUGGCAUCCAUUACGUUGUCUUUGUGUCUCUCAAUGAAUCCAUGGCAGAUUACAAAAUCUUCUUUGACCUCGCUAUCGGAUCGUUUCAGGGCCUGGUGGUUGUCAUCCUGUACUGUUUCUUAAACAGUGAGGUUCAAGGGGAACUGAAGAGAAAAUGGCAGAGUAUAUGCCUCAACUGCCAUAUGGCCAGAAACUACACCCAGCACAACACUUAUGCCUCCAGAAACGGCUCAGAAAACAUGGCUCAGUUCCAACGUAACUGUCGUACCCAGUCCUUCCUGCAGACAGAGACUACUGUACUGUGAGGGCUGUGGGUAAAGAGGCAUCUGUCUCCAUUAAAACCCUACAAAACUCUGGUAUUGGCCUAAAUACACACUACAGCAAGCAUAGGCUACAGUUGUGGGCACUAAAAAGUUAGGUUGGCCCACAGUAUUGGCAGAACAAUUAUUGAAAUGGCUCUAGGAUCUUCUAACGAGUUUGUCUAUUAAACCUGUACCCUUUAUUGUGCCUGCAACUUUUGGCAGAUGUCGUAACAGGGUAUUUUUAACAGAUAUGAA
This is a messenger RNA of Salvelinus namaycush (lake trout), 1521 nucleotides long. RefSeq names its product vasoactive intestinal polypeptide receptor 2-like. Gene Ontology annotation, cellular component: plasma membrane. Bases 1 to 1269 code for a protein of 422 amino acids. Gene Ontology annotation, molecular function: G protein-coupled peptide receptor activity; peptide hormone binding; vasoactive intestinal polypeptide receptor activity. NCBI's taxonomy places the organism in Eukaryota, Metazoa, Chordata, Actinopteri, Salmoniformes, Salmonidae. The transcript is spliced from 13 exons. Gene Ontology annotation, biological process: cell surface receptor signaling pathway; adenylate cyclase-modulating G protein-coupled receptor signaling pathway. The record is from RefSeq and is a predicted model, not a curated record.